AUGCAAGCAUCGCUGCCGUCUACUCCGGGUUUGCUGCCCAGCACAACGUCGCUGUGUCAGCCAACAGAGCGCCCGUCUCCCGCGCCUGCAGACGUCUCGGACAUCUACGUGUGGGGCAGCGGCCACGUUGGGCAGCUGGGGCUCGACCCAGAAUCAGAGUUCGAGCUCGAGGACCAAUACGUGUCGCAUCCGCAGCGCUUACGGCACGAAGCGCUGCUGCACAAGCGCGUCCUCCAGGUCUGCUGCGGCCGCGACUGGACCGCUUGUCUCACA
This is a messenger RNA of Acanthamoeba castellanii str. Neff, 273 nucleotides long. RefSeq names its product regulator of chromosome condensation (RCC1) repeat domain containing protein. Lineage: Eukaryota; Discosea; Longamoebia; Acanthamoebidae. The record is from RefSeq and is a predicted model, not a curated record. The transcript is spliced from 3 exons. The annotation marks the transcript as partial.